ACUAAUAAUUUUCGAAGAAUUUCUGUACUUUAAAUAGUUCAAUCAAGUUAUCGUGGUAAAAAUGUAAACGAAUAAUGACGUGUAAGUAGUCGUUAAACUCUCCAAGAUGGCAUCCAAAAAGCAAGAUUCAAACGAGGGCUCCAUAAAUAAAUCCUCUAAACAGAAGACAGAUGAUAAACCAGUUAAAGUAGACAAAUGGGAUAACUCAGCUGUAAAAAAUGCAUUGGAUGAUGCUGUGAAAAAGAUGUUUACUGAGAAACUGAAAUAUAUUGAAAAUCAUCGUCUUAUGGAUGGCAGGCUGGCAAUAUCUGGAAUUGCUGUAGGAACAGCAAUGUUUGCUCUUGUCUGGGAUUAUUAUUAUCCAUUUCCUCUAUCUCGUCCAAUACUUAUUGCUUGUGUAACUACAUAUUUCAUUCUGAUGGGAAUUCUAACCUUGUAUACCACAUUUUUGGAAAAAGGUAUUUUUUUAGUUGCUUUUGAAAAAGACCCUUCUGGACUGGAUCCAGAUCAAGUUUGGACUGUUAGUUCAACAUUGAAAAGAUUUGAUGAUAAAUAUCAUUUAAGUAUGAUACAUACAAGUGGUAAUUCUAAAAAAUCUCAAGAAUCUUCCUUAGAAAAAUCAGUUAGUAGUUGGUUUGAUGAAAAAGGCAAUCUUAUAUAUGAUUUAUUUGAACAAGAUUUAAUUAAACUUCAUGCAAAGUUAUGUGAAAAGAAAAUUAAUUAAGGCUAUUAAAUUGUUUUAUAUGAAUAUGUUUACAGUAUAUAGGGGCAUAAACAACAAAUUAAAAUUUUGACUCUGAAAUAGCUAUUUAAAAAAUUGUGCCUUAUAUAGCUAUUAUGUAUUAUUAUACUGUAGAUCAUAUUCUUUAAUAAAAAAUCUUUAAGAAAAAGCAAUUCAGACAUAAUAUCAAUAAACAUUUGGGACCAUCAGAUAUAACAAUUAAAAAUAGUUACAUUAAGAAUUCACACAAAUAACAUCUUCCAUCAGUAAAUUUUAAAGUUUGUGCAUAAUUUAUUGUCAUUUAGAUAUUUAUUUUUUCUUAAAUAAUUGUAAUAGGAGUCUAGCUCAGAAUUAUGCACAAAUACAUUUUAAAAAUAUCACUUAAAUACAAUUUAUUUGUAUUUCCAUAAUUAAACAAAGCAAAAAUUAUUAAAUAAUUAUUAAACAAAGCAAAAAUAUAUAUAUUUGAUUAUUGAAUAUAAAUUAAGAUUUACAUAAAUGAGUAAUUAUCUGUAAGUACUCAUUUUUUAAAAACCUUAUUGUAUAUAUCUGAAUUGCAUCAUCAAUUUCUGUGUAUUUAAAUAUUACUACAUUCCUAACAUGGUAUUUCAGAAAUUUUGUCAUUUGCUAUUUCAUAUAUAUAUAUAUAUAUACAGUAUAUAUAAAUAUAUUUUGAUAUUUGAAAAUAUUUAACUGCACAAAAGUUAUGCAUAUGUAAAUGUACACAUUCGUGAUAUAAAAAUGCUUACACUGUUGUUUUGCAUAGUUUUUCAAUGUUAUCAAAUAUUACAAAAUUUUUAAUUUAUAGUGCAAUAUUCAUUAAAGUAGAUGUUAAAUUUCAAAACUAGCUUUUUUUUUUAAUAAUAAUAAUAAUAAUGUAAAAUUAAUGCAAAAUAGAAAAGGGAAAUUGUUGUUAAAUUUUCAAAAUAUCAGUUUUUAAUUCUUGGGAAAUGUAUACUUGCUCUAAAAAUGAUAUAUGUUGGACUUGAUAGUAUUUUACUAACAAGUAAAGUAGUCUUCCAUAUUGUGUGUAAUAAAAGUAUUAUAAAUGGUA
Molecule: messenger RNA, 1775 nt
Organism: Centruroides sculpturatus (bark scorpion)
Lineage: Eukaryota; Metazoa; Arthropoda; Arachnida; Scorpiones; Buthidae
Product: probable signal peptidase complex subunit 2
Exons: 5
Coding region: 107-724 (205 amino acids)
Biological process (GO): protein targeting to ER
Cellular component (GO): signal peptidase complex; membrane
Source: RefSeq, a predicted model, not a curated record